This is a messenger RNA of Branchiostoma floridae (Florida lancelet), 1263 nucleotides long. Its product is annotated as serine/threonine/tyrosine-interacting-like protein 1. Gene Ontology annotation, biological process: protein dephosphorylation; positive regulation of intrinsic apoptotic signaling pathway; negative regulation of cytoplasmic stress granule assembly. The record is from RefSeq and is a predicted model, not a curated record. Gene Ontology annotation, cellular component: mitochondrion. The transcript has 9 exons. NCBI's taxonomy places the organism in Eukaryota, Metazoa, Chordata, Leptocardii, Amphioxiformes, Branchiostomatidae. The coding region runs from base 189 to 1103 and encodes 304 amino acids. Gene Ontology annotation, molecular function: protein phosphatase binding; protein tyrosine/serine/threonine phosphatase activity; protein phosphatase inhibitor activity.
UCUUGGUCUGAUAUCAGAAUAUUUUUGCCAGGAAUGUUACCAAAUUAUAUGUUGCUAGGGAACUUAUUUUGUAAAUCAUUGCGUACUAUCAUUGUUGUGACGGGGUGUUGUUAGGUCCUUUGCCUGGGGAAUGAACUUCAACAGGUGGAGAAGUUGUACACCUGUAUUUUGAGUUGUUUGGUGACAACAUGCCCCUGUCCGCCGGCUUGGUGCUGUGUGAGCCGACAGAACUGUACAAUAUCCUCAACCAGUCCACGGUCUACCCGUGUCUGAGUGAUCCCAACUAUCUGUUACUCCUCGAUGCUCGGAGCAGUGAGGACUAUGCCGUGAGCCAUGUUCUCACAAGCAAGAAGGCAUGGCGUAAGAAUGGUGAAUACCUGGUGCCUUAUGAUUCUGAGAUUGAGUGUAAAACCCACUGUGUGGUGUAUGACAGCCACACAAGGUCUCUAAAGGACAGUGGGGAUGCCAUUACCUGUGCUACAGUUCUGGCUAACAGUGGAAGCAAGAAUCCAGUAAAAGUUCUGAGGGGAGGCUAUGAGGACUUCUCAGCCUUGUAUCCCUUCUUAAGAACACAGAAAAUCAUCUACAUGCCACAGGAGCUGGAUGACUUGAUGGUGUGGCCAUGUGAGGUUCUCCCGGGACUUCUGUAUGUGGCCAACUAUGAGCAGGCCUGCACGGCUGUCAUCCUGAAGGAACUCAAGUGUAAAGGAUACAUCAACGUGUCCACAGAACCUGACCCAAGCUUCCCAGGCCGUCAGAACCCUGAGGUGCUGAGAAUAGUUGCAGAAGACUCCCCGGACACAGACUUGCUGUCCCAUUUUGAGGAGGCCUGUGCCUUUAUAGACAAACAGAAGAAAGCUGAACAUGCAGUACUGGUGUUUGACACAAGGGGGAUCAGCAGAAACAUUUGCAUUGCAUUGGCAUAUCUGAUGCACCUCUACAGGUGGCCACUCAAGGAUGCGUACAAACACAUGCUUGGCUGCAAACACAACAUCAGCCCCAACAUGGGCUUCCUCCGUCAGCUGAGCCAGUGGGAGGAGAAACUGAUCGGAGCAAACGUCACCAACUUCAGCGAGCGCAACUGUCAUACUUGGAUGCGUUGAAUAUGCCGGAUUUUUGUUUGUCUGGAUACAGUAGGAGAUGUCCGUCCACUUAAAGAUUGGUAAACUAGCUGGCUCUACCCUUUGAGCCUGCAGAGAUGGUAUGGUCCAUCGCAGAAACUUCUCAUAAGUAUGGUGUUUUUAAAAGACAUGUAUAUCUUUU